Vigna radiata var. radiata (mung bean) is the source of this 1542-nucleotide messenger RNA. RefSeq names its product 26S proteasome regulatory subunit S10B homolog B. Gene Ontology annotation, cellular component: proteasome regulatory particle, base subcomplex; cytosolic proteasome complex. Gene Ontology annotation, biological process: positive regulation of RNA polymerase II transcription preinitiation complex assembly. Lineage: Eukaryota; Viridiplantae; Streptophyta; Magnoliopsida; Fabales; Fabaceae. The transcript is spliced from 9 exons. The record is from RefSeq and is a predicted model, not a curated record. Bases 203 to 1384 code for a protein of 393 amino acids. Gene Ontology annotation, molecular function: proteasome-activating activity; ATP hydrolysis activity; ATP binding.
GUGAUGAAAAUAACAAAAAAGAAAUAUAAUAUUUGAUCAUGAAAAGGAAUUGAAAAAGAGAAGAAAAGAAAACAUUUAUUAUUUGAAUGUAAGUUUCUUGGUGUGAGAAGAAGCGAAGUUCUUUAAAUAUGAUUCCAAAUUCUUUUGGGGAAGAUGAAAGAGUAACGCAGAAGGAAGAGUUGGUUGUUGCUGUAACUGAGAGAUGUCGGAGGUGACAGAUGAAACUGAACGACGUCGUUCGGAGGAGACUUGGUAUCGCAAAAAGCUUUCCCUUCUAAGAGAUAUGAGAAACCUAAGAGGAUUAGUGAGAUUGUUGGAGGAGGCUUUAAAAAGCAGUCUUGCGAAAACUGAGCAAGAUCUCAGGUACUUGGAGGGUGCUGGUUUUUGGGUUGGUCGUGUUGUAAGGCCUAAUGGCAGUGAACGCUUUAUUGUAGAAUCAGAAGCUGGAUUUAGAUAUAUAGUUGACUAUGAUAGGAAGGUGGACAAGGAGAAGAUAACUGAAGAAACAAGAGUUUUCCUGCACAUGAGGACGCUGACCAUCAUGGGAAUUCUUCCUCGCCAAGUUGAAGCUGAGGUACAGAAUAUGAUUGUUGAAGACCCGGGAAACGUUAGUUACAAUGCACUUGGAGGGCUUUCAGAUCAGAUUCGAGAGCUCAGGGAAUCGAUAGAACUGCCUAUAGUGAAUCCUGAGAUUUUUCAAAAGGUUGGAAUCAGAACCCCCAAGGGUGUUCUUCUUUAUGGACCUCCUGGAACUGGGAAGACACUCUUAGCGAGAGCAAUAGCCAGCAAUACAGAUGCUACAUUCUUGAAUAUUGUAGGUAGUGCUUUUUCGGUUAAAUAUCUGGGUGAAGGCUCAAGAUUGAUUAGGAACAUGUUUAGAUAUGCACGCGAUCAUCAGCCUUGCAUCAUAUUCAUGGAUGAGAUCGACGCCAUUGGAGCACGACGUUUGAGCAUGAGCUCAGCCGGUGAUCGUGAAAUUCAAAGAACCCUCAUGGAGCUGCUUGACCAGAUGGAUGGAUUUAAUCAGCUAGAAAGGGUGAAAGUCAUUAUGGCUACAAAUAGGCGUGAUAUUCUUGAUCCAGCCCUUCUUCGCCCGGGUCGACUUGAUCGGCAAAUAGAAAUACCAUUACCAAAUAAGAAGUCAAGGAUGCAAAUCCUCAAAAUCCACGCUGCUGGAGUUGCAAAACAGGGCAAAAUUGACUAUAAAGCAGUUGUUAAUAUUUCUGAGGGAUUCAAUGGUGCUGAUCUUCGUAAUGUUUGCACUGAAGCUGGUAUGUUCGCUAUUCGCGAAGACCGUGAUUAUGCGAUUAAUAUAGAUUUCAUGAAGGCUGUGCGCAAACUGGUUGAAGCGAAGAAACUGGAAUCAGCACCGAUGUUUUUCUGAUGUCUGCUCAGUUUGCCACUAAAUUGUCCAGCCCAUUGUGUUCAGUGAUUAAACAUGAAUUUGAUAAUGGUUACCAUAUUACCUUAACCCCUUGGACAAGUUAGAAAACGAGUGGAACACAGUGAAUUUCUUUAAUUUUGAAACAGUUCAAAUUCUAG